Messenger RNA from Amaranthus tricolor (Joseph's coat), 2021 nucleotides. Its product is annotated as pentatricopeptide repeat-containing protein At2g15690, mitochondrial. Lineage: Eukaryota; Viridiplantae; Streptophyta; Magnoliopsida; Caryophyllales; Amaranthaceae. Gene Ontology annotation, biological process: RNA modification. The record is from RefSeq and is a predicted model, not a curated record. The transcript has a single exon. Bases 177 to 1769 code for a protein of 530 amino acids. Gene Ontology annotation, molecular function: RNA binding; zinc ion binding; protein binding.
AAAAACUCUUAUUUUGUUUUUUUGUAUUGUUGAAUUUGCAAAUCUUCAAGAGAUAACUGCCAUUUCCCUGCCUUAAACCCUACAGGAUUAGCCGACUAGCACCAUAAAAAAUCCGACGAGCUUCUAUUAGAGUGAAUCGAACCUCCAUUGAUUUGCUGUAAGCUUAAAGCAUAAACAUGGCAUCACUCAUUGCAUUGCGAUCUCCUUCACCAUGUUAUCUCUCCUCUAUCCUCAACCUCAAAAUCAAUGUACAAAACUCUUUUACCAAAACCUUCAAAUCCCCUCUUCUCAUUCGUUCUCUCUCUUCCAAUUUCCCUAACUAUUCCCAUCCUGAUGAUUCCCAAUUUAAUCAAAAUUCACCUCCCAUCAACCCUAAUUUCAGCAACAAUUAUCGUUCUCAGCAGCCACCACAUUCGCAAAACCCUCAGACCCACCAAAAUCAAGGCCAAUCAAACCCUAUACAUGGCUACUCAAAUCCUAAUAAAGGGUAUCAAAGUCCUAAUCGAGGAUACCCAAGUCCUAAUCAAGGAUACCCACGUCCUAAUCAAGGAUACCCACAAGCUCAAGUUCCGAGAAAUACACCUCAAUGGAACAAUCAAGGUUUUGAUGGGGGCCGAAAUCAGGGCCCAACACAAAGCGAGAAUCAAGCACAGGAAGUGGACUUGAAGAGUAUGGCUAUGGGGGGAAAGGUAAAAGAGAUAAUUGAGUUAAUGGAGAAAGGUGUUAAAGCUGAUUGGGAAUGCUUUAAUAUACUAUUUGAUAAAUUGGUAAACCCUAAGUCGCUUGAAAAUGCAAAAAAGGUGCAUGAUUUCUUUCUUAGGUCUCCCUUAAGGGGUAAUCUUCAAUUGAAUAACAAAGUGCUUCAAAUGUAUGCUAAAUGUGGGAGUAUGGUUGAUGCACGUAGAGUGUUCGAUCAUAUGCCUGAGAGAAAUUUAGAUUCUUGGCAUUUCAUGAUGAAGGGUUAUGCUAAUAACUCCCUUGGGGAUGAGGGAUUACAAUUGUUUGAGAAGAUGAAAGAGUUAGGAUUACAACCCAAUAGUGAAACAUUUCAGGUUCUUUUCUUAGUUUGUGCAGGUGCUGAAGCUGUAGAAGAAGGAUUCAUUUUCUUGGAGAAGAUGAAAACUGACUAUGGAAUUGAACCACAAUUAGAGCAUUAUCUAGGACUCUUAGAUGUUCUUGGUGCAUCUGGGCUUCUGCUAGAAGCUCAGGAGUAUAUAGAGAAACUGCCCAUGAACCCGACUGUGGCGUUUUGGGAAUCGCUGCGAGAUUAUGCUAGGAUUCAUGGAGAUAUUGAUCUUGAGGAUCAUAUAGAUGAGUUGAUUGUUGAUCUUGAUCCUUCUAAGACAAUUGCACACAAACUACCAACCCCGCCUCCGAAAAAGCGAAUGGCAGUGAACUUCAUGGAAGGAAGGAAUAAACUUCCUGAGUUUAAAAACCCAUCAUUGUAUAAAGAUGAUGAGAAAUACAAGGCUGCUUUGAAGGAACAAGGCUAUGUACCGGAUACUCGGUAUGUGCUUCAUGACAUUGAUCAAGAAGCCAAGGAACAGGCUUUGCUUUACCAUAGUGAAAGAUUAGCUAUUGCUUAUGGGUUGAUUAGUACUCCACCAAGAACACCUCUAAGAAUCAUUAAGAACCUUAGAAUUUGUGGGGAUUGUCAUAAUGCCAUUAAGAUAAUGUCUAAGAUAGUUGGGAGGGAGUUGAUUGUAAGGGACAAUAAGAGAUUCCAUCAUUUUAAGGAUGGUAAGUGCUCUUGUGGGGAUUACUGGUGAAGAAGAUUUAGGUGUUUGAAAGUUCUAUAUCAUGAUCUUUUAGUGCUGAUUUUGCAUAAGGGUUGUAGGAAUGGUGGUUAUUUUGAUGUAAAAGAAAGGUUUGUAGUACUUCGAUAGUUUGGAGACUAAGAAAUUUAUUUGUUGUCAUGCUUUUGAUCUUUCAUAUUGAUCACAUAAUGUUGAUUUCCUGAUCACUCUGCAAGUAAUAUAAUUUGUCCACUAAUUCGCCUUUUGGAUUUGUGAUUCGCUCAA